Messenger RNA from Hyaloperonospora brassicae, 1473 nucleotides. The record is from the annotation of a GenBank genome assembly. NCBI's taxonomy places the organism in Eukaryota, Oomycota, Peronosporomycetes, Peronosporales, Peronosporaceae.
AUGGCCGACCGCCGCGAUGAAAAGCCCGCGGACUUUCUGCUGCCCGAGACCGUCAAGAGCUGGUUCUCGCACAUGCACACGCACUUGCGCAGCGGCAACGUGGCCGAUAUGGCGCGUCUCUACGACCGCGAGUUCCCCAACCUGACGAACAACUACUUUAAGCAGACGUCGUGGCCCGAGCCGAGCGCGAUCCAGUCGCUCGUGCACGACGACGCGACGUUUUUGCUGCUGUACAAACAGCUGUACUUCCGCCAUUUGUUCUCGCGGCUGCAGCCGGGCAUGGCCAUGAAAGUCGCGUCCUGGACGACGUACGUGGCGCUGUUUGACGGGCUCCUGGACGGAUCGCUGGCGCUCGAGGCGCUGCCGUCGCAGUGGAUCUUUGACAUUGUCGGCGAGUUUGUCUACCAGUGGCAGUCGUACAGUCAGUGGCGGGCCAAAGUCGCGACCAAAGGCGACGCAGAGGUGGCGCUGUACCAGGAGCACCUCUUUAUCUGGGACACGAGCAAAGUGCUCGGCUACCUCCACGCACUCGUGCGCCACUCGAAGAUUGUCGCGAUCUUGAAGGGCGAGCCACACGUGCAAGAGCCGUCGGUCGUGGUCAAGGAGCUCGGGUACUUUAGUCUCAUCACGCUGGCCCGUGCGCACGUGCUGUUUGGCGACUACUACACGUCGCUCAAGCUGCUCGAGCCCAUUGAUCUCUUUGACAAGAGUGCGCGCGGCGAGGCCAAGACGACGGCCCAGAUCCACGAAAAGUCGCCGGGCUGCCACGUGUCGGUGUUUUACCACAUGGGCUUUGCGCAGCUCAUGCUCGAGGACUUUGCUGCAGCGAUCCGGUCGUUCUCGACCAUUAUCUUGCAAGUGAACCGCAACCGCAACUACUACUCGCGGUUUGCUGACUAUGAGCAGCUGCACAAGUUGACGGAAAAAGCGAUGGCGCUGCUCGCGAUUGUGCUGUUUCUGUGUCCGGGUCAGCGCGUGAAUGAGCAGAUCCACUCGCUGAUCCGCGAAAAGUACGGCGACAAGCAAAGCAAGUUGCAGAAGGGCGACGUGUCUGCGCUUAGCGAACUGUUCGGCUUCUCUUGCCCCAAGUUCAUCUUACCCGCUGUGGCAGUAGAAGGUGAAGCUGUUGUCCAUCGCAGCGCCGAGGCUUCGCAGAGGCAGCAGAAGGCGUUUAGCGAUAUGGUGGCUCGCCAGCAGCACGUACCAGCUGUGCGCUCGUACAUCAAACUGUACCGCUCGAUCGACUUGGAAAAGCUGGCGGCUUUUCGUGGGGUUGACGUCGAGAUUGCACGCGCCGAACUCAUGGCCUUGAAGGUCAGCGGCUCGCGUCUGAAGACAGACGUGCAUUUUUUCCUGAACAACAACGUCGUUCUUGUCGACGAAGAAGCAAGCAACCAGCGGACGGGUGAGUUCUUCAUCAACCACAUUCACAAAUUUGCGCGCAUCGUGGACGAGUGCGCUGUUGGUCAGUAG